AUGGGCUCACUAAGUAGAUAUAUUCUGAAAAGUGUCGCAGAUGGGUUCAAAGAUGAGCAGAGAUUGAAGAUUGAGAUGUCCGACAACAAAAAUCUCCCAGAGUGCUUUCAUUUUAAUAGAGAAAGAAGAAUGCCCAUUGCUCAAAUAAACGGUGAGGAUGGGUUUUACAUGUUUCCAUCUCAGCAUUCCCUUGAAAAUUUCGAAAAGACUAAGAAGCAUUCGUAUGAGCUGAGCCCUGAUGCGAUUGGUAUCCCAUUAUUCCAAAUCGUUAAUUGCACUCUACCGUUUUGCAAAACAGGCCGCCACAAUAACAGGGUCAGAGAUGAACCAUAUUAUAAAAUUUUUAAAUUCAUACUAAGAACGGCAGACGAACCUCCGCCUUAUGCUGUGGCAAAGAUCGUUGCUUCGAACAGCGGAUUGAUAUUGUACAAAGUCCCCCUUUAUGACAUAUAUAAAAGUUUCAGUCGAACAAACAUAGAUUACAACUUCGCAGGGGCUACGUCUACAGAACCCAACUCGCUGGCGAUGACCCAUCGAGAGGGAUACAGGGAUUUGGAUACUAAGGUCAAUGGUUUAAAUCUUAGGUGGCAUGUCACUUAUUCCCCCGUGGUAAUCAACGAUCAUUAUAAAUUAACUCUGUUGACAGAUUAUGAAUUAAAUCGUUUAGAUGAAGAUGUGAUCAAAAUCGCCAAAAACAGGAUGAAAAUUGAUCGAAAACAGCAAAACGGUUACAAUUUUGUGGCCGCUCAUUAUACCAGAGAAUUUGCCACAUCUAUUUUCAGAUGGGUUUCUCAGGAGGCUCACCUUAUUCUUGGCGAGUAUUCAACGGACCAAGGAUCAUUCGGAUUAAAUAAUAUCCCUCCAUUGACAGAAGAACUUGGGUGUCAAAGCCUACUCAUUCAUUACAUAGAGUACAUGAACAGACAACGUAAGGAUACUGUUGCAGGAGAAAGAAGGCGACACAACAGAAUGAAACUUGUAAGCCCAACGAACGUGAACCUGGGCAUGAGGUAA
Molecule: messenger RNA, 1014 nt
Organism: Saccharomyces kudriavzevii IFO 1802
Lineage: Eukaryota; Fungi; Ascomycota; Saccharomycetes; Saccharomycetales; Saccharomycetaceae
Gene: DIA1
Product: Dia1p
Exons: 1
Coding region: 1-1014 (337 amino acids)
Source: RefSeq, a predicted model, not a curated record